This is a messenger RNA of Tachysurus fulvidraco (yellow catfish), 2229 nucleotides long. RefSeq names its product alkylglycerol monooxygenase (gene agmo). NCBI's taxonomy places the organism in Eukaryota, Metazoa, Chordata, Actinopteri, Siluriformes, Bagridae. Gene Ontology annotation, biological process: lipid biosynthetic process. Gene Ontology annotation, molecular function: oxidoreductase activity; iron ion binding. The record is from RefSeq and is a predicted model, not a curated record. Gene Ontology annotation, cellular component: endoplasmic reticulum. The transcript has 13 exons. The coding region runs from base 186 to 1532 and encodes 448 amino acids.
AGAUACAGAGUUCAGUGUCAGGGUUACAUCUGAUCCCUGUCCUGUAAUAUCUGGAUCAGUAUCUGUAUUUAAGCCUGUCGUAUCUCUCACAGUUCACCCCGGAGGACAAAAGUCAGCUCUGUGUAUAUGAACAGUCACAGCGACACAACGGCAGCUCACACAGACACACACACUGAAAGCACAACAUGGCGCAGAUGGAGGACACACAGGACACCACGGUCUCCUUCUCUCAGGGGACUCGCAUGCUCUUCUAUCUCAUGUCCCCUAACGAGACCUCGUUUGCGGAAGUGGAGAAGGUUCCGGAAUAUGUUCAGCAGGCCACUCCAUUCUUUGUUGGAAUGAUCUUGUUGGAGGUUUUGCUGGGUUGGCUGAAGACCGGGGACCUUCCUAUCAAAAUUAAUGAUGGGACCACAUCUCUGUCAGCAGGCAUGAUGUCACAAAUGCCCCAGCUCUUUGUGAGAAGUUUGGAGGUUUCCAGUUACAUAUAUAUUUGGAACAACUUCCACAUAUUGGAGUUACCUUGGGACUCAGCUUGGACUUGGUGGCUAGCGUUCCUAGGUGUGGACUUCGGAUACUACUGGCUUCAUCGAUGUAGUCAUGAGCUUAAUAUCCUGUGGGCUGCUCAUCAAGUUCAUCACAGCUCUGAGUACUACAACCUGACCACAGCACUUCGGCAAUCCGUAACACAGCAGUUUGCUUCAUGGGUGUUCUACCUCCCCAUGGCAUUAAUCGUUCCACCGUCGGUCUUUGCUGUGCACAUUCAGUUUAAUUUGCUCUAUCAGUUUUGGAUCCACACUGAGAUCGUCAAGGAUCUCGGCCCUCUGGAGUGGAUCCUAAACACGCCUAGUCAUCACAGAGUUCAUCAUGGGAGAAACCGUUAUUGUAUUGAUAAGAAUUAUGGAGGAACGCUCAUUGUUUGGGACCGAAUGUUUGGAACCUUUGCUCCAGAAGAUGAUAAAGUCAUCUAUGGACUCACACACCCCAUCAACACUUUCGACAUUCUGUCUGUUGAGUUUGAGUACUACGUAUACCUGUGGCACCAGUUCCUCAAUGCUGAUGGUAUUACAAACAAGCUGUCUGUUAUCUUUAAUGGACCAGGAUGGACACCGGGCAAACCGAGGCUAGGAGAUCCCGACGAUCUACCAGAGGUCACAGGAAAGGAGGUUCCUCACAACCCAGAAUGGUCAACUGUACUUCAGGCUUAUGUGCAUGUGCAGUUCCUUCUUGUGCUGCUCAAUUAUAACAACUUAUUUGAAACAGAACAAAUGCUGUCUCAAACAACUGUGCUGCUUAUCACUGGAUACAUAUUACUCACACUUACCACCCUCGGGUAUAUCAUGGACCAAAGUCCUAAUGCUGCUGUAUGGGAGAUGUCACGCUGCCUGUUAAUGUUGGCACUCCACAGGCUUGGUUAUAUCAGCUCUACGGUACCUCUACUGGCACUUGCAACAGAGGUUUUUGCUUCUCUUUCGGCAGUCUACUGGGCUCUUCGGUGUUUCAGCAAGCUGGCUAUAAAGGAGAAACAUCACUGAAACUAAAUGAACAAACACAGAAUGUAUUUUUAUAUAUCCUAAUUUGGCUACAGUCUUUAAUUAGAAUAUCAUCUACCAAACAGUGUAACUGAUGAAUGUGCAGCGUGGAAUAUGAUCGAGCUGUUUAUAACUUUUCUUACAUCUGCAAUGAGGUCCAGGAAAUUACUACUACCUCUAUUAUUAUUAUUAUUAUUAUUAUUAUUAUUAUUAUUAUUAUUAUUAUUAUUAUUAUUAUUAAUAAUAAUAAUAAUAAUAAUAAAUCAUUUUUCAUUUUGAAUGCAACAGUAGACCAUUCAUAUGAAAAUAUAAACAAAAUACACUAAACAGUAAAUGUACCAUCUUCAUACUCAUAUGUUUUUGGGAUGAACUGGCAACCCAGGUCUCCUCAACCAACAUCGGUUCCUGACUUCACUAAUCCUCUUGUGUACAGUAUAAUGUAAUAUAAUUUCAACUACAUUUGUUUAUCUUUGAAAACCAAUUGUUGAACCCACUUUUAUCAUUUUCUGAAGCUCACUUGAUUGUACAGCUGUAUAACAGCCCACAAGGUGGCAUCAGAACUGCAUCACUUUCAUUACAAGAUCACUUUUCAUUUCUAUUGAGGUCACUGAGUAACAGAUCGAAUCACACUGAACUACACUCACUUGGCACACAGCGUAGCAAAUGAGAAAAGAAAUAAACAGAGGUGCAAUCAUGCGUA